AUGUUGAAAGCCGCUCGUGAACACGGACUCGCCUUUGCCCCACCCAAACUAUCCCUCAACCUCAAGCGCCAACUCCCAGCAUUCUACCACCUUGGGACCCCACCAAAAACAUAUCGUGCCCCUAAGAUCGACUGCCUUGCCCACAACCAUUCCGUAACAGCUGGGCGUGUUGGUGACCUAAUCAGGUCAGCAAAACGCCUAUACGACCCUCCUUCGCGACGCCCGCAUUUCCCAUUACGACGUUGCGCCUGCCAUGACUGCAAACUUGACCGGACCCAUGGCUGUCUUAACCCCCACCAAUGUGCAAAAAUGGCACUCACCAUACUCUCCACACUAUCACCAAUAGCGAACACUUUCUCCCAAGGUCCCGAUGACAACCUUACCCUAACGCAUCACCGCCUAGAAAAGAACCGUGAGGCCCGGGCCGAAAGAGGAGCGGUAGUCUUUGACCCAUCCUUGACUAUAAGGACCAGCCUGGCGGACUGCUUCCGCAUUUUCCUAGACCCCAAACUGGUCUCGCCAGACCCAGCCUACCGGCUCGAAGCCCCGGCACCAGGCCUAAACGUUCAGAGAGAGCAUCUCACCAUCUAUACCGACGGCUCCUGCCUAGACAACGGUAAAGCAAACGCCAGGGCAGGCAGCGGAAUAUACGUCCGCCCCGACCACCCCCUAAAUAGAGCCAUCCGUAUCCCUGGCCCGGAACAAUCCAACCAAGUAGGAGAGUUAGUAGCCAUCAUAGUGGCACUACAGACCGCGCCACCCUUCGCGCCUAUCACCUUCAUCACGGAC
This is a messenger RNA of Gloeophyllum trabeum ATCC 11539, 789 nucleotides long. Its product is annotated as RnaseH-domain-containing protein. NCBI's taxonomy places the organism in Eukaryota, Fungi, Basidiomycota, Agaricomycetes, Gloeophyllales, Gloeophyllaceae. The record is from RefSeq and is a predicted model, not a curated record. The annotation marks the transcript as partial. Gene Ontology annotation, molecular function: nucleic acid binding; RNA-DNA hybrid ribonuclease activity. The transcript has a single exon. Gene Ontology annotation, biological process: DNA replication, removal of RNA primer.